AUGAAAGGUGUGAUUCGAUUCACGAAGCGAGGAAAGCUCAAUUCGAGAUACAUUGGACCAUUUCGUAUCAUUGAAAGGAUUGGGCCAGUGGCUUACAGACUUGAAUUACGCCUAAAGUUAGAUUGGAUUCACAAUGUCUUCCACGUCUCGAUGUUGAAAAAGUAUGUUCUCGAUCCCUCUCAUAUUGUAGAGACACCUCCAAUUGAGUUGCAUGAAGAUUUAAAGUUCGAGGUGCAGCUUGAGUAUAGCACAUUUAAGAAUAGAUCCUACAGUGCCAGCUCGGUGAAAGAAUUUUAUGCUAGUAUAGCAUUAGGAGAGGAAGAACUAGAUGAUUCUGAUGACUACAUUGAAAAUGGACCAAAUGUAUUUUUGAAUGGUAAAGAAUUUGUGGUUACUACUGAUGAUCUUGGUAAUUUACUGAAAGUUGAAUGUGAGGAGGGAGAGUUCGAAUUCCCAAAGAAAUAUAACGCAUCCUCUUUGUGGGAAAUCAUUACUGGGAGAAAGGAGAAGUACUCAUCAAAGAGCAAUGUUGGUUUGAUAACCAGUACCCAGAUAAGAAUUCUACACUACUUUGUUGCAGCAAAUAUCCAUGGCAGAAGUGGGAGUUUAAGCUACAUCAGCCUUCAAGAUCUGUGGCUGAUGGAACAUGCUUUUAGUGGGGUUGCUUUGAACGUAGUCUGA
Messenger RNA from Theobroma cacao (cacao), 681 nucleotides. The record is from RefSeq and is a predicted model, not a curated record. NCBI's taxonomy places the organism in Eukaryota, Viridiplantae, Streptophyta, Magnoliopsida, Malvales, Malvaceae.